ACUGCGAGCAGAGAAGAGAACCGACUUAACUAUCUACUCUUGGGAUUUUGUUUCCCAGGGAUGGCCGCAUCUAUUCUGGAGGAGGAAGCUCGCUAUGGUUCCAGUCCUCUUGCUAUGCUAACCGCUACCUGCAACAAGUUUGGCAGCACCAGCCCGGUGAGGGACUCAGCCACCCCGGGCAAGGCCGGUCCCGGCAGCUCCGCUCCAGUCAAGAAGCAGUACACCAUGAGCUCAGAGCUCCAGGGACAGAGAAACAGCAGAGGAGGAGGAGAGAGCAUGGAGAACUCCUACACUGGUUCCUUCAGCUCAGCGGGUGGGUUACUCACACCCACUGGCAGCCCUCCUCCAUCCUCUGGGGGGUAUACGUCCGAGUACAACCCCUUCUCCCACUCUUUCCAGACCUCCAUGUCCCAGGGCCAGGACCAGUCCCUGCUGGUGUCCAAGGCCCACGCCACGGCCGACUGUCUGACCAGCGUCUACACUUCCCUGGACAUGACUCACCCCUACGGCUCCUGGUACAAGGCAGGCAUCCACCCCGGCAUCACCGCCGCCCCCUCCAACACCACGUCCUCCUGGUGGGACGUCCACCCAAAUACCAACUGGCUAAGUGCUGCCCAGCCCCAGUCCGACGGCCUCCAGGGCUCCCUCCAACCCGUCCCUCCCCAAGCCUCCCUCAGCCCCCAGCUGCCCAGCUACACCACUGACUUCACCUCUCUGAACCCAGCUCAGUACCCCUCGGUGGGCCUGGGGUCCACAUCACACCUCCUCCAGUCCUCCCAGCACAUGCUGCCUCAGGACAUGUACAAGCCCAAGCCAGUGUCUGGCGGGGGGCUGAUGGAGAAUCAGAUGGGCCUGAAGCCUGCUGGUGGAUCACGGGGUUACGGUGGGGGAACCACCACUGGCCGGUCCAACUGUGACUGUCCCAACUGCCAGGAGCUGGAGCGGCUUGGAGCCUCGGCUGCAUCCCUGAGGAAGAAGCCCGUUCAUAGCUGCCACAUCCCGGGCUGUGGGAAGGUCUAUGGUAAAGCCUCGCAUCUCAAGGCCCACCUCCGCUGGCACACUGGGGAGAGACCUUUCGUCUGCAACUGGCUGUUCUGCGGGAAACGUUUCACACGUUCCGACGAGCUGGAGAGGCACGUCCGCACGCACACCCGGGAGAAGAAGUUCACCUGCCUGCUGUGUAACAAGAGAUUCACCCGCAGCGACCACCUCAGCAAGCACCAGAAGACCCACGCAGAGUCUGCCCUGCAGCAGGCCAAGACCGGGGAGGGAGAGGCCCAGGACCCCAGGAACAACGAGGAGACGGCAGACCCCAAUAACCUCAACACGGCCGUGCAGAAUAACAACGUCCCUAGUGAGACGACUACCAACGGAGAGGAGAAGACUGGCUCAGCCAACGGGGUAGAGACCAGCAGUGGACUGCUGGAGAUUUAACUUCAGCGUAUGUUGUGGUCUUAUAGAGAUGUUUUGUUCAGUUAGUGUGGCACCGUUGUGGUGCAAAGUUUACUAUAUAUCUAAAAACAAACAGCAUUAUUUAGUCUUUGUACAUGCUGCCCACGCGUUUGACAUUAAUUGUCAAAGGAUGCAUUUGACAUAGUUUGUAAUGACUUUCAAGAUAACUGGCCAGGCUGGUCGAGAAAUACCCAUUCUGUGGACUUACACACACACACACACACACACACACACACACACACACACACACACACACACACACACACACACACACACACACACACACACACACACACACACACACACACACACACACCCACACACACACACACACACACACACACACACACACACACACACACACACACACACCCACCCACCCACACACACACCACACACACACACACACACACACACACACACACACACACACACACACACACACACACACACACACACACACACACACACACACACACACACACACACACGCACACACGCACACACGCACACACGCACACACACAACACACCUCACACACUAUUUCUUAAUUUUCAGUAAAACAAACCACUAAAUUCAAUCUGUAAGAUCAGAGGGGGGAAAAACAAGAAGAAAAUGUGUGUAUCUAGUAUGAGGGACGUAAUGGAGCAUUGCUUUGCUAUGGUACAUUAUUGGCUCAGUAAGAACCAGUCUCUGAUAUUGGGUACGUCUUGUUUUGGGAUUUGAGUCUGUGCUCUUCCUAUCAUGUCUUAUUUAAUUUUUAGAUAUACACAAAUAAUCUAAUUUAUGUUUUAAAUUAUAAGCAUUAAAGAUUAUCGUGCAUUUUUCAGGCAGUGCAUUGUUGGAUAAUAAUGGCGAGAUAAAGCCAUUGAUAAUUUAGUAAAUUAAGAUUCUUUUUUUUCUCUUUUAUUUAUUGAUUAUAACCACGGUGAUGUUGUUGGUGCUAUCGUGUUUGAAGAUGUAUUUAUAGAUCUUGAAAUGAAUUGUUUCUUGCUAUUUUCUACAUAACUAUUCUAUUGUGAAGUCUGCACACCUGCCACGUUGACAGUGAUGAAGACGUUCUCCUUCAGGUACUUUAUUGCUGUAAUGUCAGGUGUGUUAUUUUUCUGACCUUUCUCUAGUUUGUCGAUAAACUUUUUUUUCCAACUGUAAUGAAAAUGACACUUACAACAAUAACAUUAAGAAACACCGAUUAAAGUACGGCAGAAAUCAGAUGGUAUAUGUUCACGUCUUCAAAGAAAGUCCAAAGUUUAUCACAGCAAUGCAUGAUGGAUAUUUAGGAUAAUAAACUCCUGAUAUUUUGUGAUUGAACUUCAUGAAGAAUAUUAGUUGGAACGUUUGCAGGAUGUGGAAUGAGCUAACUAAGGAACCCGUAAUUCAGCAUGAGCUUGGUAUAGGAGUAUGUCUUCAGUGUUGUGACAUGGAA
This is a messenger RNA of Oncorhynchus masou masou (cherry salmon), 2878 nucleotides long. RefSeq names its product Sp7 transcription factor (gene sp7). NCBI's taxonomy places the organism in Eukaryota, Metazoa, Chordata, Actinopteri, Salmoniformes, Salmonidae. Bases 61 to 1434 code for a protein of 457 amino acids. Gene Ontology annotation, molecular function: DNA-binding transcription factor activity, RNA polymerase II-specific; RNA polymerase II cis-regulatory region sequence-specific DNA binding. Gene Ontology annotation, biological process: regulation of transcription by RNA polymerase II. The transcript has 2 exons. The record is from RefSeq and is a predicted model, not a curated record.